ACCCCUAUCGCUAUCGAUAACCUUACUCUCUCACCGCCUACGGCUUCGGGACAAGCCCCUCGCCGCAAGCGUCACUGCGCUCGCCUGUUGCAAUUGCCCGUCAUCAUCAAUCCCAGAGCUUCGGCCGAAAAAAGUUUCUCCCCAGCAUUCCAAAACAUGUUGUCAUCUGUCCGGAUUGAUAGCUCUACUACCACAUUGACCGUUAUCGAACUGCGCAUCUAAAUCCCCGCAUACUUGUCUCUACGCAUCCGCAUCCGCAUCCGCAUGGCCUGAUUAUUCCCAGCGGCAUUCGCUAUCGUCCCCGAGUGUCAACCUUCACUACGCUCAACACCCGAGACAAAUAUUCGAUCCGAGUGACAGUCGAGUAAGGGAAGAUCUAAUCAGCAGUCGAUACAGCGCCACUGUUGCUCCCACGGCUUAAGCGCUCACAACACCUAAUCCCUUCUGCCGCCAACCCCGCUAUUGCAACGAUGUCCGUUCAAAGCUCCCCCAGACCCUCCUUCGAGUCCGAUGAGAGACCGGAGUCGAGUCAGAGCUUGACUCCAUCCGUAGUCUCUGGCCAUCGACCAAGUAUCUCCUUCGAAGCCAACCCGCGCAGCCAAAGCCCGCGCCGCCGAUCCAUCCAAUUCAACGUCGGCAACACGGAAACGCAACUGCCCAGUCGCACCUACAAUGUCAAGGAGAAGCGCCUUUCAUAUGCAGAAGCGCCGGUCAGAGAUCUUGAUAUAGACAGAGAGCCGCGGGCUCUAUCUACAAGUCGCGGGCCGUCUCCGCCGCCACCAAAGACUUACGAGCGCGGUGUUUCCUUCAACACCUUUGACAACCGCGACGCUGCAGACUUCUCGUUGACCCUCAAUUACAAGCACAAGGGGUACCAGAGUACCCGUCGGAGCCGGACGUUUCUGUGCGGCACGGACCAGAAUGAUUACUCCGACUUUGCACUGAAUUGGCUGAUUGAUGAGUUGGUUGUUGAUGGGGAUGAGAUCGUUUGUCUACGUGCGGUGGAGAAGGACUCGCGCAUGGCCAGCGAUGCUGGAAUCGAGGAGGGCAAGUAUCGCCAGGAAGCCAAGCGGCUGUUUGAGCAGGUGAUUCAGAAGAAUAGCCAAAAUGAGAAGGCUAUCAGCGUGGUCUUGGAAUUGGUGGUAGGAAAAGUGGAGGAAAUCAUUCAACGGAUGAUUCGUAUCCACGAGCCCGUCAUGCUCAUCGUCGGAACCCGAGGCCGAAAUCUCAAGGGUGUUCACAGUCUCCUUCCGGGAUCCGUCUCCAAAUACUGCGUCCAGCAUUCCCCAAUCCCCGUCAUCGUUGUCCGCCCCUCGCCCAAGCGCGAAAAGAAAAAGAAGAAGCGCCGCGCGGAUCCGGGACGACGCAGCUACAACCAUCUCCUCGAACUGAGCGAGAAGCGCGGCAGUCGUGUCUUCGACGGUAGCUCCAGCACUGAAGGCAGUGCCCUCAAACUGCCAGGUGAAGAAGCCGCCGUCGCCGAAGCGCUGGGUCUUCCUGCGACCUACUCUCGCAACAACUCGCGAAGCUCCAUAUCCGUAUCUGACCGCAGCAGUCUGAGCAUCGACGAUUCGGAUCCCACCUCUCCCGUUCCAUACUCCCUAGACACGGUUCUCAUGAGAAGCCCGUUGAGCGGUAGCUCUGCUAGUUCGGAGGAGAGUGUUGUGGUCAGCGAGCCACGGCGCUCUAAAUCGCCAGAGCCACCGAUCCGACCACACUCGCCCUCCCCCGACCAAGACUCAUCGGAUGAGUCGGAGCACCAAGUAAAAGAAGAGGAUGCAACUAGCUCAAUCUCUGAAACGUCCGAUCCUCUCGCUAAGCGGGUGUCGAUCCCCGUGAUUGAGGUCUCAAAUGAAAGUGAAGAGAAAGGUACCGCCCGUGCUGACUGAAAGUGAACGUUCACUCCGCCUGAACCAUCGCACCUAUCUUUCGUCUCAUCCCCCAUACCCUGCAUUUUCUCGUUUCGUCGCAUCUUCUAUGCAUUACGUCCCAGCGACAGAGCAACACGUUUGAUUUCGCACAAUACCGAGACCCCUCCCCGCAUCAUAUCACAUCAUUUAUUAUCUGGGCUACUGAUACCCCUUGCCCCUUUUCCCUAGCGCAAAAUACCCUACGUUUUUCCUUGACUAGUCGCAACAUGUUCUCCGCUCUACUCAAUCCAAUUACAUGGACUCGCUGCUCAUGUUAGCAAGGCAUCUUCACCUCUUU
This is a messenger RNA of Penicillium brasilianum, 2208 nucleotides long. Lineage: Eukaryota; Fungi; Ascomycota; Eurotiomycetes; Eurotiales; Aspergillaceae. The record is from the annotation of a GenBank genome assembly.